This is a messenger RNA of Cryptomeria japonica (Japanese cedar), 625 nucleotides long. RefSeq lists its product as uncharacterized. The transcript is spliced from 2 exons. Bases 16 to 390 code for a protein of 124 amino acids. NCBI's taxonomy places the organism in Eukaryota, Viridiplantae, Streptophyta, Pinopsida, Cupressales, Cupressaceae. The record is from RefSeq and is a predicted model, not a curated record.
UAAUUGUAUUGAAUAAUGAGUGGUAUAUGUGCAAGUGUAUUUCAGUCAUCGGGAGUAAUUGCAGAGGAGGUGAAGGAAUGGAUUGAGAGUGAGGAGUGCCUGCAAAGCUGUGGUCUGCAGAGAAUGAAUGUGGGAAUGUCGACUGAUGAUCUUUUCGAAAAUUCUGAUUUCACCUCUAAACUGUGCUCAAACAAGUGCCAAAACAGGUGCCCCAACAUUGUCAAUCUCUAUCAAAAUCUCGCAGCAGGAGAACAAAUAUAUUUACCUCACCUAUGCGAGGCUCACAAUACACGAAGAAGGCGAAUGAUGAUCGGAACUGCAUCUGCGCCGACUGUUGGAGGACUGAAGAGUUUUUCCCUUGCUGCAGCAGUUGCACCUGCCCCUGAAUAGAGAACAUUUAUAUUACUUCGCCGACAAUAUUGUAUUUAAUCAACGCUAUCCUUUUCAUCCAUAGUUUAAGCAAUGUAUGGGGUUAGAAUUUCUCGUACUGUAGGUCUCGCAUGUAAGGCACUCUAGCUAUGGAUCUUGUAAUGUCAUGCAUUUUAGAUAUGAGUUGAGUUGUCCGACUGCAUACAUUGUAGCUGAAGUUAUUAAUCAAAAAGCAAUGCAGAAAUGAUUUCAGAUU